Messenger RNA from Pelobates cultripes (western spadefoot toad), 17485 nucleotides. NCBI's taxonomy places the organism in Eukaryota, Metazoa, Chordata, Amphibia, Anura, Pelobatidae. The record is from the annotation of a GenBank genome assembly.
CUUGCAGUCUCGCUACAUUGUAGCAGUCUCAUAGUCGCCUCUGUCAAGCCUUUGGUUCCCUGGAAACUACCUAUUGCAGAUAAAUCAAAGUUAAGGGGGUGUUCUCCAGAAACCAGCAGGGGGUCAGGAUGUGUAAUCAGGAAGAUGUCAGUCUACCGACAGAGACCCACCGCAGGCUGGCUAAAUUCAACACUAUCAGAGGUACCCCAAAACCUACCUUCUACUACAAACCGUAUAGAUGUAGAUCAGAUAUCUCCCCUUUAACCCCUUAAGGACACAUGACAUGUGUGACAUGUCAUGAUUCCCUUUUAUUCCAGAAGUUUGGUCCUUAAGGGGUUAAAUGUGGGUUCAUCACAUACACCGCACCUAGAUGAAGUUGCAUUCAGUUUAUAGUUGCUGUGAUUGAAGUAUUUUAUGUAUGUACACCCUAUUUAUAGGGAAUAUCUGGUUACCCCUUGAUUGUGAAUUUAAAAACCCAAUUUCUAAGUGUAAAAUUGAUGUAGUGGGCUUUGGAUAGGAGAGCAUGAGAAUUUACACAGUACAGAAUGCUAACAUAUUUAUUGGUAAUAACUCUGAUUUAACAGGACAAGCAUUCUGUAUGUAAGACUAUUAGAGAUAUUCACUAAAGUGAGAAUUCAAGGUGAAUUUCAAAUUUAAGACCAAAAUAGCCAAACUGGAAAAAUUCUCUGCCAGCUAUGCUUUCAGAUUGGUUACUCUGGCCUUAUAUUUGAAAUUCACUUUAAAUUCUCACCUUAUUAAAUAACCCUGUUUGUUGUCAAAAGGCUUGUUUGAGCAGGAUCUUCUUACCAUUUGUUCCUGUUUGCCUAACUUGUUUCCCUACAUUUACUUGUAUGUUUGUAUGACUCACACUGCACAGGGCUGAUGACUCUGUUGGAACUUUAUAUAUAAUUUAUAGAUUAAUAUGGCAGUCUGGAUACCAGGAGAUACAGUAUAUAAAAAGCGAUGUCAUGAGGUUAGAACAGAAUGCAUAAAAUUACACGGAACACAAAGGAACAUUACAUACAAGAGAAUGCUGAGGAAGAUGGGAGUCAGACUGCGUGGAGCACCGACUGUUCAUUUUCACUGUUUGAAUUAAUACAAUUAUUUCUCAAAAAAUGAUAUCAAUUGUUUUUACACCAAUCUUUCUAUUUAUUUAUUUGUUGCAUUGCUUUAUUAAUUUACUAAUUUGCUUACUUACUGUAUAUUCCAUAUACACAACAGCAUCUUGAUUAAUAUGUUGCUCGCAGCAAAUGAUCACAGUUUGUUUAAUUCACUAAACAACGGAAUGAAGAGAAUUCAAAACUGAAUUGUAAAAUUUAAGCCAAGAUAUCUGCUUUAAAAAUGUAUCAAGCUUGUAUCAAUCAAAAUCUGAUUGAUUAAUUUUUUUAACAAUUUGGCUAUUUUGACCAAAACUUUGAAAAAAAUUUUUUUGUGUGAAAUAACCCUGCAUAAAGGGACACUCCAGGCACCAAAAUGGCUUCAUCUAAAUAAAUUUUCAGAUUCAGGAAGAGCGGAGUGCCACCAGGCAGGGGUGCCACUGAUUGGCUGAAGCCGUCAACUAAAGCUCUUAGCCAAUCAGCGGCUACCCAUUCACAAAACUGGAAAGAAACGUAUGGUUUUUUUUAAAGCCAGUUUUGUGAAUGGGGAAUCACUGAUUGGCUGGGAGUGUAAACUGAUCGCUCUUAGCCAAUCAGCGGCACUCUGCGCUUCCUGAAUCUGAAAAUUCAGAAGCCGGAUGCUGCCUGGUGGGAGUGGACAUCGCUGCUGGAGGCAACUGUGAGGUUAAACCGUUUGAGAACGGUUUAAUCCCUUGAGGCAAGAGUGCUCCCAGGGACCUUCUGACACCACCAUAACUGCAUUUACAUGAAGUUGUUCUGGUGCGUGGAGUGUCCUUUUAAAUAUCGCUUCUGUCUUAUUUUUCAUCAUCACUAAUUGAGUGUAAGUGCCAGGUAUACCUGGGGCCCUCAAGAUUAAAGGGAUACACUAAGUAACACAACAACUGAGCAGUGAGACUGCAGGGAUAUGAUCUACAUGCCAAAAACACUUCAUUAAGCUAAGGUUGAAAUCUGAAGCCUAUUACAAUUCUUUCAUUUACAGCAUGUUUUUGCAAAAGAAUAAAGAUUUUUUUAUUUUCUGUUUUUUUUUUUUUUUAUCAUAACCAGGUAAAGAAGUGGAACCUGGGAAAUUCUGGGAUGUGAUCAUCAUCACAGCCGCUGAUAAACAGCAAGAGUUGGCCUAUCAGCAACAGUUGGCUGAUAAAUUGGCACGAAAAGAGCUCCCCCUUGGAGUUCGUUACCAUGUGUUUUCUGACCCACCAGGACCAAAAAUUGGUGAGCUCUGCAACUGCCUUCAUAACAGCCUUAUAGUAUUUGCUGCAAUAGCUGUCCUUGGCUCCCAUACCAGUUCCUGGACUUCAUGUCCCAUGUUUCUUAGUUCUGAAACAUCUGGGGUACCAAAGUUAGCCUUCACUCUUAUUAGUGUGACCAUAACUCGCCUUAAAAGGGAUCCUGUCAUUCAUGUAGAAACAUGUGGGUUACAUGGGGAAUGUCGUAUAGGUGUACAAAAUGUAACCUACAUCUCCAGGAAAUGUAUAGUUUAAAAAUCAGUUCCUUAAAGUCUGUCAGGGUUAUUUGCUACAGUGGAGAAUUGUUAGGAAUUCAAAGAGAAUGUCACAUUUCAGACCAAAAUAGCUGAACUGGAAGCAAAGGUGAAUUGGAAAUUUUUUCCAAAUCAGCUAUUUUGGCCUUAAAUUUGAAAUUCACGUUAUAUUCCUGACAAUUCUUACUUUGGUAAAUACCCCUGUGUGUCUGCCUUCUGCCAGAUGGCUAUUCCAGUAGAUGUUAACGGGUGUAUGUAACGGCUACCCAGCUGGUAAGGGAUAUCUGCCGUUGGAGACGUCCUUGAACUGAUGUUUAUUGACAGGGGUCUCCUUUUAAGCAAUGGUACCCUGAAAAAGGCUACACCCACAUAAUUAUCACAAUAACCAAUCAUAUACAUGGUACAACCCCCACGUCUCCUCCCCUCAGAUAAACAUGUAACACAAUUAAAACAUACACAAUUUUACUCAAGUUCUGGAUGUACUCCAAAAACAGGGGGUACACCUUUAAAUCCGGUACCGCUUGAUAGCUCUCAUUCAGGGGAACAACAUAUCCAAAUUCCAGCUCAUUCAGUUGAGGAGUUCGGGAGUUAUGGGUCUUUGACGUUUUGACCGACCGCACAGAUUCUCUAGCCGAAAAGAGUUCCAUAAGUUUUGGCCUUGUGGUCGGUCUCUGUUCGUGCAUUAAAACCCCACGAACCCCUUGCCAUCCACAGUCACCCUGGUGUUCGCUGGAAUCCCUAUGUGAGCUUAAGCAUAACUACCGAACAGCUGGUCGUUCAGUAGUUCCAGCACGAAGUUAUGAGCUCAUGGAGGUCUCAGCGGUGUUCGCCUGUUUGCGUGUCCGUUUUUAGUUCCAUGCGUUCACGGGCAAACACCGCUGUUCGUGCGUAAGAGUGUCGCGAACACGUGUAAAGUCCCGAAAUGGCGGCCAUCUAUUCUGAGCACAAAGGAUUCGUGUGAAACCAUGCGAACGGCUCCAAAAGCACUGGGAGGUAAAAUACCACUUAACUGUGCCCCUGGGUGGUCCGAUGUUCGGUAGUUUUAGCUGCAUUCGCCAGUAAUGGUAUUUCCCAUGAAAUAGUUAUUCGGUUUUUAGUAAAUCCAACUGUAUUGAUAAAUAAGUGCAGGCACAAGCAUAGUUCUGUUACAGUGUAUACAUAUUCAUGGAAUUAUUCAGUAAAAUGGAGACCACACAAGGGGAUUGGAAAUUCUAGGCCAAAAAGCCAAGUUGGUAAAGUUAUCAAUCUUACAAAAAUCUCCUUUCUAUUCCAUAUGGAAUGGGUAGAACUUAGAAACCUUGUCAAAUAAAAGUAUAUCUUAACAAGAAAAUAUAUUUCUUAUUUGGCAACCUUAUAUUAGUUUCUUACAUAGAGUUAUCCAAUCCAAAAUCAAAUCCACUUCUGAAUCCACAGACUGGUACUUAACCAUAUUUAUAGUGGGCCAACCUGCCAUACCUCCAUAACACUAAUUUCCUGGAACUGGAUGCCCCAGGGUUGUUGCCCCUGAGGUUGCGCUAAAUUUGUGUCCAAACAUUUGGAAUAUAUAAAAGAGAGCAUAUUUAGUUCACCUCUGCUUGUUAGCUUAACUCCCCAUUUAGUGUAAAAGUCCUACUAUUUAUGGAUAUAUGAAAUCACAAAUAUUAUAUAGAAUUCAAGACCAAAUAAGUCACUGGAGCAGAAUCCAACUGUUUAAAUAUUCCAAUUGUAAAAGGAAAACAAACAAGAACUAAAGAUGGCUUGAGCGCAGGACUGGCAGAGUAUCACCAAGGAAUGUACCCGGUGUAUAGUGAUGUUUAUAUUUAACUUCAGGCAGUUAUUGAAUACAAAUUAUUUGUGUACAAGUAUUAAAUAUGCUUGCCUUUUGUUAGUACAAAUAAAUGUGAUCUCCUAAAAUGGAAUGACUAUUAACUGUAUAUAGAUGGCUGUAUGACACAUGGCACAAGGAACUAAAACGUGGAUGAGACCUGAAUGGGGUUCAACCAGAGGAAAAUAAUUUACAUUUUGGGCUGUUCUUGUGUUCUCAUAAACAUUUUUUGGCUUCCUUCCAUAUGACUAGGGUUUCCCAAAUCCUUUCUCAGUGUUAUCAAAGUAAAAUGAAUGUGAUAAAUACAAUUUAAAAAACAAUAGUGUCAAAACCAAAAAAUUAAAGUGAUAGUGCUUUGUAUAUGCAUUGUGAGUAUAUACAUCAAAUCACUAUCCCUUUAAUUGUUUUGUUUUGACCCCUAAUCUCUUUUUUUGUUUGCUGAGAUAAGUGAUUCUAAGUUGCCUUGUAAAUUUAAUUGUUUACUAUGGAAGUAUAGAAAACCAUUAAAUAAAACACUUUGACCAUUCUUUAUGAAAGCUUGUAGUUGUGCUGAAUUUAACAAUUUACAGGAUAAUUCUAAACUAAUGUUUUGUUUUGUUCUUUUAAUUUUUGUUUUUAUUAUUGCACUGUCUGCUAAAGUGUUGUAACAUUUGCUUGAUUCUGUUUUGCUUUAGGAAACGGAGGUUCAACGCUGUAUUCACUCCACUGUUUGCAACAAAUGUAUCCCAGUGAAAUGACCAAAUUUAAAAUUCUAUUAAUCCAUGCUGGUAAGUUUGUAAUUUGAAGUACAAUUGUUUUUUUUGUUUUUUAUUUGUAUUGUGGCAGCAAACAGAUAAAUCGAGAGUUGUCAAAUGUGCCACAGUUUUGUAAAUAAGUAUUGUCACAACAAAAAUUAAUUGAAAUCGAAAGCAUAGUAAGAGCAGUAGGUUGAGUGUGGCGGUGAGUGUGAACUGGUCUCAGAGGCUUCCCCGCUGUCGGUAUCCCGUAUCCCGUGUCUCUAUAUGUGGCCUAAAGUGCAUAGUUGCCCGCUCUUGUAGCAUUCGGUAUUGCAUGUCUGGGUAUAUCUUAGUCCUACCCGUCUAUGUCCUCGGUCACUUCUCAUUGUCCUCUCUCUAGGUGUUGGAUGACCCCUCUCCGGUUCCCAGUCUGUCCGGUGUGCCUUACUUGCCCAUGUCGCGUGUAGGUGGCAGGCCCGAGUUUAGGCAGGUAGUCUGUUGGGAAUUUCUUGGAGGUCUCAGGCUAUCUUGUGUAUGGGGCCCCGGGAGUAUCCCUGUUCUAAUUGGUGCAUGUCGCCUUGGCGGCUCUGCUGAAUAUGCGGUCCUUGCGGGCACCCUUUUUGUCUGUAUGCCCUCCUUCUGGAAUGGAAAUUUGUUCUGCCCUAGUGGUAAGUCUUCCCCGCUUCCCCCCGGGUCUGUCCUGUGUUCCCCCUCACCCCUGCCAGCCUUAUCGUGGUUAAUCCUCUGCCCUACCAGUCAGUCUUUAUAAUCCAGGCUAGGGCCUCAUGUGAGAGCCAUUGAUAGCGGUGUAUUUGUCACUUAGGGGCUGCACUUAGCUCUCCAGAGUAUAAGGUGGACUAAACCAACAGAAAAAAGGAAAGGAUAACAAACGAAAACAAAGCAAAAUAAAAGGAACGUUAUAUGGGUAUCAAGUCCCGUGUGGGCCUGUAUUGCGCAGGGCUGUAUCCAGACCCUGGUACUAGGCGUGUGGGUAACAGUCUAUUUUUCUUGCAGUGCUAUGGGGGGGUUCUGCGGUCGUUGUUUACCCCGCUUCUUCUCCAUUCCGGUGCCUCUCUUCACAUCUUCUUCCUCGCUGGUAAUGUUUGGAGUCUUACCGCUGCCCCGUUCCGGAGACAUCUGCUGUAACUGCUGUAAGCUUUGUAGAAAUCUUGCGGGGUCAUCCUCUGCGGAUAGCAUAAGGAUAGUGUCUUUGUGUGGUACGACCAGCAUGCCCGCUGCCCCCCAGCAAUAUCGAAUACUCCUGACUCGCAGUUGGCGAGUGAUUGGCAUGAACUUCCGCCGCUCCAUCAGGGUCGAGAACGGGAGGUCGUCGAAGACUCUGAUGUGGUGGUUGUUCAUGUUAGUGGUGGGUGUUUUCCUCGAUUGGGCGAUAGGCGCCGCUUUGACUGAGAUGUCCUGAGUGACGGCUAUUAUGUCUCUGGGUGCAUCUGCCGGGGCGGUCGGGGCCUUCCUAAUCCUGAAUGCUGCCGUUAUCGGCCAAGUAUUGCCAUCUUUUUUCACUGGCGCUUCAAGGCCUGCACGGCUGUGGUGGCUGCUGCGGGCAGGUAGGAGCCUUCCGGGCGCGCUAGUCUUUUGGUUUUUCGCCCCAUCUCUCUGUGGGGGGUUUCAGCUCCGAGUACAGCUUGGUUUUAGGGUCCCAAUGCUGUGGUUUUGUGCCUUUUUAGGUCGAUUUUAGGCAUUUUGAGCAGGAGCUUCACACAAACACGUCUUGGUCGUUGCGUUAAGGAAAAAUAAAAUUCAACAUUAAAGGGUUACUCCAGGCACAAUGUCCUCUUCAGUGUUUUGAAGUGAUCAUGGUGUUGGGAAUCUGUUUGUGCAGCAAUUAAAGGAUCACUAUAGUGUCAGGAAAACAAACCCGUUUUCCUGACACUAUAGUGCCCUAAGGGUGCCCCCAUCCUCAGGGUCCUCCUCCCUUGGCGCUGAAGGGGUUAAAACCCCUUCAGCAGCUUACCUUAAUUCAGCGCCGGGCUCCCUCGACGCUGGUGACCUCUCCUCCCUCGCCGACAUCCGCUCCCGAGUGGAGUGGAAUGCGCAUGCACGGCAAGUGCCGCGCGCGCAUUCAAACAGUCCAUAGGAAAGCAUUUUUCAAUGCUUUCCUAUGGACGUUAUGCACGCUGGAUGUGAAUUUCACAUCCAGCGUCGCAGAUGCGCCUCUAGUGGCUGUCAGGAAGACAACCACUAGAGGUUGGCUUAACCCUGCUAUGUAAACAUAGCAGUUUCUCUGAAACUGCUAUGUUUACAUCUGAAGGGUUAAAAUUUGAGGGACCUGGCACCCAGACCACUUCAAUGAGCUGAAGUGGUCUGGGUGACUAUAGUGUCGCUUUAAGUAUGAAUGAAAAAUUUAACGUUACUACCGGAACGUUACCUCUGUCAUCGUCCUUAAAGGGACACUAUAGUCACCCAGACCACUUCAGCUCAAUGAAGUGGUCUGGGUGCAAUGUCCUUCAGGUUUUAACCCUUCACAUGUAAACAUAGCAAUUUCAGAGAAACUGCUAUGUUUACAUUAGGGGUUAAUCCAGCCUCUAGUGGCUGUCUUCCUGACAGCCGCUGGAGGCGCAUCUGCGACGCUGGAUGCGAAUUUCGCAUCCAUAGGAAAGCAUUGAGAAAUGCUUUCCUAUGGACUCUUUGAAUGCGCGUGCGGCACUUGCCGCGCAUGCGCAUUCCGCUCCUCUUGGGAGCUGACGUUGGCGAGAGGAGAGGGGAGGAGAGGUCACCAGAGCCGAGGGAGACCGACGUUGGAUUAAGGUAAGCUGCUGAAGAGGUUUAACCCCUUCAGCGCCACGGGUGGGGGACCCUUGGGGUAGAGGCACCCUCAAGGCACUAUAGUUUCAGGAAAACCGCUUUGUUUUCCUGACACUAUAGUGAUCCUUUAAUACAUCAUUAGCCGGCCCAGAACAAGUGUUCCUGGCUGGUUAAUGUCAAUUCUGUCUGUUUACUAUGUAGAGAAGGUUUUUGACUGGUUGAGAGCGAUCAACUGACACUCAGACAAUGGAAUGAGUGUCAGGAUCGGUAUUGGGUUUCUGGAGCCCUGCAGACGUCAGAUAUGCUUAAGUCACUGUGGUAGAAUCCUCGGCUCCUGGUUGGGUCCAGGUAAGUCGGUAAACUGUUGCAAAACAAUUUGCUCCAUUACUGGGGCACUACGACAGUGUACACUUUGCAUCACAACUAUUACAGCGGCUGUAGUGGUUCUCAUGCUUGGGGAAAACCCUUUAAGCAAUUACCUUCUCCACUCACAGCAAAAAGGACAGAAAAAAGAUCUAUCAGGCAGUCUUUUUUCCUGUCCUUCACAGCAUUGACUAACUGAACAAGUCACUUUUAGUGUUAUGGGUCUGACAUGUGUCAUUUGGAGUAUAAGCGUGAGUCGUCACAGCAUGUUUUACACCUGUGUUGAAAGAGGUCCUGGCUGGUUAAUGCCAAUUCUGUCCAUAUACUAUGUACUGAAGGGCAUUCAUUGGCUGAGAGCGAUCAGCUGACCGUUUCAGCCAAUGAAUGAGUGGCAGGAUCGGUAUUGGGUUUCUGCAGCCCUGCAGAAGCCAGAUAUGCUUAAGUCACCAUGGUGGGAGCCUCAGGACCUGGUUAGGUCCAGCUAAGUUGGUAAACCAUUGCAAAACAAUUUGCCCCAAUACUGGGGGACUACACCAGUGUACACUUUGUUACAAUGGCUGUAGUGGUUCUCAUGCUUGGGAAAACCCUUUAAGCAAUUAACUGCUCCGCUCAGAGCAAAAAGGCCAGGAAAUAGAUCUAUCAGGAAGUCUUUUCUCCUGUCCUUCACAGCAUUGACUACCUGAGAAUGUCAAUUUGAGUAGUACAGGUCAGAUAUGUGUCAUUUGGAGUAUAAGUGUGAUUCGUCCCUUGUCAUCACAGCAUUUUACACCUGUGCAGGAAAGGAUCAGGAAUUAAAUGACACAUCUUAUCUGAUGAAAAUAAGCCUAAACCUAUAUAAUGCUUCUAAUUUUGUGGGGUCAACCUAUAUGUCAGCAUAUACCGUACAUUUAGUCCAUGUUUGUAUAUUUUUUUUUUUUACUGAAUCCAGUAAUCUGAAAUUGCUUCCAACUCCAUGACACUGUCUCCACAGCCCUGUAUUUACUAUGCAUUGGGGAGUGUCUAGUCCAACUUUUUACGCAUAAAGAUGCUUUUAAGAGACACAGUUUGCGACAAUUUUUGCCUUUGCAUUGUACUUCUCCAUCCACAUGUGUCAGGGUUAAUUUUGGAAAAGUAAUGAAUCACUUUAGAUUGACUUCGUGUCCAGGUGCCCCUACAUUGGAGGGAAGGAAAUCUGAUAUUCAAAAUGGACGUUUGUUGUUUUCUAUAGCAGUUAAUGGUACAUUUUGCACACACAAACAUGGCAUAUACAUGAUAGAAGUUGCUAUCUGACUAUUUAAAUUGCCGAAUUACUCCUGAUGUAAUAUUCAGUCUCAGAUUUAGUUUCUCUCUGGUUACCUGACUUCAGCUGGUUUAUUGACUCCUCUUUUGUUUUACCUUUUAGCUGUGUCCCUCAAAGUUAAAGGGACUCCACUCAUUGAAGUGGUCUGGGGGUAGUAUCCCUGUCACUUUAACCCUGCAAUUGUAAUUAUUGCAGUUAUUGAUAAAGUUCAAUAAUUACCUUGCAAGGUUAACAAUGUAAGGUUCGGAGAAAAUGGCGGCCCUGGUUACAGGAACUAGGAGACAUCAGGGCACAACAACCAUAACGUCAUGGGCCCGGCAGUCCUUGUAUAUGUAUGUAUAUGUAUGUGUGUGUAUAUAUGUGUGUAUGUAUGUGUGUGUGUGUGUGUGUGUGUGUAUAUAUAUAUAUAUAUAUAUAUAUAUAUAUGUGUGUGUGUGUGUAUAUGUGCACUGAGGGCCCCCUGCUACCUGUAAAUUGCAGAGGGGGGCUCAGCAGCAUACUCUGUGUUCCUUUCCAGCUCCUCUCUGUAACUUUCCUGCGGCCGCAGAGCGUUGCCACAGGUUACCAUGGCAACUCUCCGCACAGCACGCAGGCCGGUCUCGCGAGAGUUCGUAAGAAAGGAGCUGGAAAGGAAGACAGUGUGUGCUGCUGGGCCCCUACUCUGCAAUGUCCCGCGGCUGGCUCCCUCCACCAUGUCACUGGACCACCAAGGAAUGCAAUUUCCCCCCUCCCUGCUUCUUACCUUGCCAGGGAGGGGGGAGAUUGCAUUCCUUGGUGGUCCAAUAUACAGAAAUAAAUGUUAAAAAAAAAAAAAUACUCCCCUCCCCCUAUUUUACAAACACUGCAUUACACACACACACUACAUUCACUAAACACACUCUGCAUUACACACACUACAUUCACUAAACACACUCUGCAUUACACACACACACACACUCUGCAUUACACACACACACACACUCUGCAUUACACACACACACACACACACACUACAUUCACUAAACACACUCUGCAUUACACACACACACACACUACAUUCACUAAACACACUCUGCAUUACACACACUACAUUCACUAAACACACUCUGCAUUACACACACACACACACUACAUUCACUAAACACACUCUGCAUUACACACACACACACACUACAUUCACUAAACACACUCUGCAUUACACACACACACACACUACAUUCACUAAACACACUCUGCAUUACACACACACUACAUUCACUAAACACACUCUGCACUACAACACACACACUACAUUCACUAAACAAUCUGCAUUACACACACUACAUUCACUACGCGCAUACACACUACAUUCACUAUACACACUCUGCACUACGCACACACACUACAUUCACUAAACACAAUCUGCAUUACACACACACCAUAUUCACUAAACACACUCUGCACUACACCCACACACUACAUUCACUAAACACAAUCUGCACUACACACACACACACACACUACAUUCACCAAACACAAUCUGCACUACACACACACUACAUUCACUAAACACACUCUGCACUACACACACACACUACAUUCACUAUACACAUUGCACUCACUACAAACACACUACAUUUACUAAACACACUUUGCAUUCACUACAAACACUGCAUUCACUAUAGACACACUAUGCAUUCACCACAAUCACACUACAUUCACUAUACACAUUUUGCAUUCACUAGAAUCAUACUACAUGAACUAUACACACUUUGCUCUAACUACAAUCACUAUACAUACUUUGCACUCACUACAAACACACUACAUUCACUAAACACACUCUGCACUACACACACACACUACAUUCACUAUACACAUUGCACUCACUACAAACACACUACAUUUACUAAACACACUUUGCAUUCACUACAAACACUGCAUUCACUAUAGACACACUAUGCAUUCACCACAAUCACACUACAUUCACUAUACACAUUUUGCAUUCACUAGAAUCAUACUACAUGAACUAUACACACUUUGCUCUAACUACAAUCACUAUACAUACUUUGCACUCACUACACACACACUACAUUCACUAAACACACUCUGCACUACACACACACACUACAUUCACUAUACACAUUGCACUCACUACAAACACACUACAUUUACUAAACACACUUUGCAUUCACUACAAACACUGCAUUCACUAUAGACACACUAUGCAUUCACCACAAUCACACUACAUUCACUAUACACAUUUUGCAUUCACCACAAUCACACUACAUGCACUAUACACACUUUGCACUCACUGCAAACACACUACAUCCACUACAAAAACACACACCCUGCAUUCACUGUACACACACUACAUUCACUACAAAAACACACACUCUGCAUUCACUGUACACACACUACAUCGACUACAAAAACACUCACUUUGUAUUCACUUUAUACAACUACAUUCACUACGCACACACUCUAAUGCAUGCAUACAAACAUUACAUACAUUACACAAAAUGUACACACUGCAUCCAUGACACACAUACCACAUCCACGACACACAUACCACAUCCACUAUACACACUGCAUUCAUGACACACAUUCUACAUCCACUAUACACACACACACACACACACACAUUUCAUCCUUGUGGGCGGACUCGGAGCUGGACUCGGAGCUGGCCCUGGGGGCCCAGAUCUUGAGCUGUGUCAGGGCAGCUGGUAGGGAGGGAGGGAGAGAGAGAGAGAGGACCCCAGAGCUCAGCCUGCAGCUCCUCCGGGUCCUUCUCUAGCGAGCACGGAGCGUUGCCGCGGUUACUACGGCAACGCUCCAAAUCUCGCAAGAGUGACCUCUAGCCCUGAAGCUACGGGCUAGAGUUCACUCUUACCACUGGGACCACCAGGAAUUCCCCACCAGACCACCAGGGAUCAAGAAAUGUCCUCCCUCAAUAAAGGUAAGAAGGGAGGGGGGGACAUAAAUUUAUUUUUUAAAAAUUAUAAAAAAAGCCCCCCUACCCUCCUCACUACACAUUCACACACCGCCCCCCCAUACACGGCCCCAUACACACACAUUGCCCCCCCGAUACAGACACACUGCCCCCACAUACACAGCCCACACACACACACACAUUGCCCCCCAUACACACUCUCACUGCCCCCACACACACAUACACUGUCACCCCACACAAACAUACACUGCCCCCCAUAUACACACUGCCCUCGCGCACACAUACACUGCCCCCACACACACCAUACACAUUCACACACUGCCUCCCCAUACACACAUUGCCUCACACACACAUACACUGCUCUCCCAUACACACACUGCCCCACACACACACACACACACACACUGCCCCACACACAGCCCCCCAUUAUUUCUUUAAAUAAUUUACAAAUGACCUUCCCGAGAUCAGACUCUGGAUCCGCCACUGGUCAGUAUGUCGGAAUGAUUCUGUGAGAAAUCUAAACUUAUGUGUACUUUUUUAGUGCUGUGGGACUUUCAGGUUUUUACCCCUCAAUAUUAUUGAUACGAGAUAGUGUUUUUAUUUGACAGCACCUGGAAUUUCAUGGCUUCUUUCAGCCUGGUGUCUGGAUGCAUUUGGUAUUUCUGUAUAGUGAUCCAAGGUUCUGAAUGUUCACCUAACACUCUAUUGUUUGUAUGUUCUACAUGUUGAAACUUGUAGACUACCAAUACCAAUUUGAAAGUGGGCCAUUUUCUUCUGUCACUGUUGCCUAAAUAUCUUGGUAGUUUCCAGGCUGUGUCAGAUUUUAAGUUCCUUCUCUAAUAAUGCUUAUUUUCACUGUUUCACAAACACACAGGGAAGAAAACCACCUACAAGAGGGGUGAUUCAGUAUUUCCAUGAGUUUAAAAAGAUACCCUGGUAGUACACUGAGCAUAGUGUGGAUGUCCCAUUGAUUACUCAACAGGUUUUUAUGGGGGUUUUUUUUUAGAUUUUCUUGCAGUUCAUUAGUGUUGUUUGUGUCUGUUAUCUAUAUCUGAUCUGUGUCUCUCCCAGAAGCAUACUUGGGUUACAUGGAACCCAGGGUGAAAAUGUAUUUUGGAUCCUGUGCCCGGACUGUGUAUUUAUUUAUAUUGUCUCACCAUGAACACCCUCCCCUUCCCCCAUUCCUUAUUUUAGGGAAAUUAACAUGCACAUUCAUGUACAUAGACAGUUAUAGGCAAUCCAUACUUACAUUCCUAUAGACAUAUGGACAUAAACGCACACGUUGUUAUACGUCAACAUAAACUCAUACACAAACACACACACAGACUCAUAUUCUCACACACUGACUCACACAAACUCAUAUACACAGGCUCAUACACACACAGACUUUUAAAUAUUAACACACAUUUAUAAACACACAGACAUAAACACACACAAAGAUUCAUACACACACCCACGCAUUUAAAUGUCAUUUUAUUUGUUUAUUUAUUGUGAGGAGAGGGUGGAGGGGUAAUGGGAAGGGUAAUGGGGGGAAGCAGGUCACAGUGGGGUUCACCCAGCCUUUCUAUUCUUACCAUGAAAGGCAUCUGAAGUUGAAACUCAUCCAUGGGGUCCAUUGGUUUGCUGAUAGGAUAUAUCUACUAAUUACCCAGCUCAAUGCAGCUCUGUAUUGAUGCCAGGGCUGAAGUGACAUUUCAUCCUAACUUCAAGCAUAAGUACAAGGCACGUGAUGGAGCAAUCAGCAACCCACUCGCCGCCUACUCUGCAACCACUUCAAGAAGUCACGGAGCACGCACCUGCCACACAAUACCCCUGCCAACAAUGCACUGGUAGGCAGGUGCCUGCACUGGUAAGAGGAGAAUGCUCAGUGCACCAUGGCAGCAUUCUGUUCCCACCCUUCCUCUAAGUGAUAUAAAGCUAGUUACGAAGACCAGCUGAUAGGAAAGGGAUGGUUUAUACUAAUUUCAAUUCUGUUUCUUGUCUUUGCCACUGUGAGGGGAGAAGCUAACCUUUAGUUUAAGCUGGCAUGGCAAAUGAUCAGAAAAUAAAAAUUCAGGUCUUCUGGUUGGCUGAUAAAAACACUUUGGUUUUAGCUCCCGUGCCCCAAAUCAUUUUGUGUAGACGUUUAGUAGAGGUAAUACUGUGCUACGUGAAGUCAUAAUUACUUGCCUUCCAAACACUAGUGUGUCUCGCAACUUACUCUUCAUAUAUAUUAGGAGCAUAAAUGGCGCUGAAAUUGAUAUAUCUUGGUAGAGAAGAGAAAACUCUGAGGAAGUGGAAUCAGGAAAUGUAAACAGAAGAGGGAGGUGGGAACAAAUAUAAAAGUUAAUUUAAUAUGUAGUUUAAGGAUGCUAAGAACUAGCUGAGGGAUAAGAAGAUAUUUUGUUUUCAAAACCAUCUGAACUUCAGAGUAUGAACUUUAAUUAGGCUAAUAUGAUAUAUUUUAUUCAAAAAAAGUGGCCUUUAUUUUGAUUCCAUUGUGUUUUGUUUUUUUCGUUUAGGUGGUUACAGCCAACGUUUACCAAGUGCCAGUGCUCUGGGGAAAAUUUUCACAGCGAUGCCUCUUGGAAAUCCAAUAUACCAAAUGCUAGAGUUAAAGUUAGCCAUAUACAUUGACUUUCCUACCAAUAUGAACCCAGGAGUCGUGAUAACCUGUGCAGAUGACAUCGAGCUUUACAGUAGCGGGGAUUCCCAAGUGAAAUUUGACAGGAGUGGUAUAAUUGCCCUUGCUCACCCAUCAUCACUCAGUAUAGGUACUACUCAUGGGGUGUUCGUGCUAGAUCCACCCAACUCUGCACACCAAGAACUUGAUUACAGAUCUUGCAAGUCAUACCUUCAUAAACCUUCCAUUGAAAAGAUGCGCGAAACCGGGGCAAUACAUAGUCACAAGUCUUCCUCCCAAGUAGACUGUACAGGCGCACAGCUUACUGCUCAAGUGGUUUAUACAGAUAGUUUGUUUUACAUGGAUCACAGUACAGCCAACUUGUUGGUCACUUUCUUUCAAGAGUUGGGGAGCAUUUUAUGUGAAAUUGAUGCAUAUGGGGACUUUCUACAAGCUCUCGGUCCAAACGCUACUUUAGAAUACACUAAAAAUAUUGCUAAUGUUUCGAAAGCAGAAUCUCAAUUAAUCGAAGUCAGGAAACAGAUCUAUUUUCUCCUAAGAGGUACUCCAUUUACUGUCAUUGUGUUAAAUAACUCAAAGUUCUACCACGUUGGAACAAUGCAAGAGUAUUUAUACCAUUUCACUUCAGAUAGCAUACUCAGGGCAGAGCUUGGAUUAGAGUCCACUGUUUUCAGUAUUUUUCCAGGUCAAUUUGAAAAAAAAGGUAAUGAGAAAGCAUGUGUCAUUCAAAGUGUACUGGAUACCAAGACUUGUGUGUCGCCUUGUUCUGUAGUUGAAUAUUCCAGGCUAGGUCCCGAAGUUACUGUAGGAAAACACUGUAUUAUAAGUAACACCUCUGUCAGCUGUAGAAUUGAUAUACCAGACAAAACCUUUAUUAGUUCAUUAGGUUUGAUGACUGAUGGACAAGCAAUCUAUGCAACCAUAGUGUUUGGUAUAGAAGACAAUUUGAAGAAGAGCGUCACCUCGUUGUCGGAACUGAGUUCCCUUAGGAUAUUUGGAAAGGGUCUUAAAGAGUGUUUGGACUACUGGGGCAUCAUGAUUACAGAUCACCUCUUCUCUGGAGACCAAAGAAAUUUGAGUUUAUGGAAUGCCCGCAUAUUCCCUGGGUUUCCUACUUUACAAAAAUCUGUUGACGUGUCCAUGCAAAUGCUGAAUAGCUUACAGACAAAAUCAUUAGUACAACUUGGUGACACAAAAUUACUUUCAAUAGAAGAAAUAAUGUCACACAAAGAUGUCAAAGACAUGCUGAGCAUUAGACAAACUAUUUAUAGUGAAAUAGUGGCUCAGAGGCAAAUGGAAAGGCCAGUAUCAUAAUUGAAGGUUUAAUCUGAGCUUAAUCCUUGUUUACAUGAUGAUUUUUAACAUAGAUUGAAUCUAGAUUCACAGGUUCCCUGGGUUCCUAAAAUGAUGUGUAGAUUCCCGUGGUCUCACUUUGAACAGUCAGAUUACAAGGGUGAAUCUGUAGAUUUUCAUGGCAUGGGACCAUAAUCUCACAAAGAAUGUGUCUUUCACCUGGGUCCAAUAAAUUAUGCCUAGACUAAGCACAAUCACAGGGUAACGUUAUCGGUGUGAAUAGGUACGUUUCUCAGAAUCACUGAACUUAAGGUAAAUAAUAAGGGUGAUGGAUGAAAAUGCUUUAUUGGAGAGAAUGGCCAAUUCUAUAAAUUGUAAUAUUUUCUGUGGAAUUCGGAACAGAUUCUCCAUGAAUGGGUUGAUUUACAUGGUUUUAAAACAGGCACAGGUUGAUGGUAUGCAGUUACCACAAAAACUAAUAAAAAUAAUGUACUUUCUAUCUAUUCUUUGAAAAUAUUUUAUAGCUAUUGUAUGCUAUAUUGUAUUGGAUUAUAAAAUUCGGUUGGACUACAAAAUUUAGGAUCAGAGAUAAAAUAGUAGGUAUCUCUUUAAAUUAAAAUUGUGGGCAUGGUUCUUUAAUUCCACCAUAUUAAUAUUCAUAGUAAUAUUUAUUUUCAAAUUAAUGUUAAAUAUUACAUUUCACAAUUAGUAUUUCUAAUAUUAAUACAAUUAUUUUAAAAAAUCCAUAAUUCUCACAAAAUAUUAUUUGUAAUAGUUUCCUCCCACAGAAUUGGAGUCCAUAGAUUGUGAACUACAUCUCACAUAAUGCUCUUACAGCUAUGCUAGCAACGCAUUAAGGGAGAUGUGGCCCACAACAUCUGGAGAGUUGAAGGUUGCCUACCCCUGGUCUACACUAACUGUUAUCAGUGCCCCAGCAUCAAUAGAAAAAGCAUUUGAAAUUUUUAUUUACAUUUCGUGUGUAUCAGGGAAUGUUUGCUGCUACUUUUUAACAUUAAAAAAAAAAAAGUAUAUAUUUUUUUAAAUAAACAUUUUUAUUGGGAUAGCUUGUUUGUUCCUUUAAACUUUUUGAUAUAGUUUCGUUGCCAUCUCAUCAGACAUAAGGUGGUGAUUGUAAAAA